Molecule: messenger RNA, 746 nt
Organism: Arachis ipaensis
Lineage: Eukaryota; Viridiplantae; Streptophyta; Magnoliopsida; Fabales; Fabaceae
Source: RefSeq, a predicted model, not a curated record
AUACGUGCAAGAAAAUUAAUUCAUUAGUUUAUAAGCCAUUUCUUUUCUUUUUUGUAGAAACAAACUAUCGUGGAUAUUGGAUAGCAGUGACUAACUUCGGACAUUAUUGUUUUCUGUUUUACACCACGACGCACACUGUUUUUAGAGGGGGAAAAAAAAAGGGUAAUGCAAUUAUGAUGUCACAGAAUUUGCCACUGCCACUACUACUUCUCUUUUGUUUCUUUUGCUCACCCAUACUUAUCCAAGGAUCAAAUCAAGAUGAAAGAAAGCCGUACAUUGUAUACAUGGGAGAAUUACCAGAGACAAGAAGUUAUGCCGUGGAAGACCACCACCAUAAUCUACUGACUGCAGCGAUUGGAAACAAGAAAUUAGCGAGAGUGUCGAAAAUACAUAGCUAUGGAAAGAGCUUCAACGGAUUCGUUGCGCGACUUUUGCCACAUGAAGCAAAGAAACUGCAAGAGGAGGAGAAUGUGGUAUCUGUGUUCCCAAACACACGGCAAAAACUACACACGACAAGGUCUUGGGAUUUCAUAGGAAUGACCAAGAAAGUGAAGAGACGCAGCAACAUAGAGAGCCACAUCAUUGUGGGUGUGCUAGAUACAGGAAUAUGGGUUGAUUGCCCCAGUUUCAACGAUAAAGGGUAUGGACCUCCACCACGACGAUGGAAGGGCAAAUGUGUUACGGGAGCCAACUUCACUGCUUGCAACAAGUAUGCAUAUAUUUUCAUAUCUGUUUUAAUGCCUUAG